Messenger RNA from Salvelinus namaycush (lake trout), 530 nucleotides. RefSeq lists its product as uncharacterized. The transcript is spliced from 4 exons. Lineage: Eukaryota; Metazoa; Chordata; Actinopteri; Salmoniformes; Salmonidae. The record is from RefSeq and is a predicted model, not a curated record. Bases 76 to 495 code for a protein of 139 amino acids.
UUGGUAGUAUGUUUUAUAUAUUGGAUAAUAUCUUGAGUGUGAUCUCUUUUUGUUUUCUCCUCCCCAGCUGUGUCCAUGCUGCUGUGUAACGCCGGGCUGAUGGACCAACUGCAGGCUACUCUGAACCUGUCCUCCUCUUCCCUCUUUCCUACGUCUACCCUGCUGUGCUGCUCUCGUCUGCUCCUGUCCACUCUCGUCACCCUGCAGCACACUCAUUCAGCUCAGGUCCAUAGAAGCAUCAGGUUGAACCUGGGCAGCACGGUGCAAGCCCUGGUCCUUGGGAAGAGGAAGACAGGCAGCCUCUUACUGGCUAGAUCCCUGAGGCUGCUGCAGGCUGUUCUAGAUGUUGACCUGGAGUCUCCAGUGCUGUGUGUGAGUGUUGGCCCCAGGGCAGGACAGAGGCCCCUGGGGGACACAGACAGCUCUCUGUACCCGCUGGGAUCCUACGGGGCCCACUGCCUCAUCACCACACUCUAUGGCCUCCUGCUGCAGUGAAUGACCUGCAGAGAGCUGGGACCAAAGUAACAAAG